AUGUCUGACGUCCAAAAAGGGCAAGGUCACGUUUGCGAAUUGCUAAGGUCAUUGGACGAUUGGGAAAAAAUCGCCAAUUGGUGGGAAUGGAAGCAAUUAAGGUCCCGAUGGUCAAAUAUCGAUAAACGCACACCAAAAUGUAUGCAAUAUAUGGACAAUACGUCGGCAGUAAACGUUGAAAGAAAAAAAUACGAUCGUCUGAAAUAUCGUUGGAUCAUACAUCCAUUUAGUUAUAUCAAAUUUUUAUGGGAAACUUUAAUGAUAGUCAUUUAUGGAAUAGCCUUUUUUACAAUACCUUUUAUGAUAUCAUUUGUCAUUAUGGACUAUGAGGUACUACGUUUGGACAAAGUUAAUAUAUUUAUUUAUACGAUAUGCUGGUUGGACAUAAUUGUCACUUGCAUCACCGGUUAUUAUGAUAAGAAAAAUAUGCGCGUAGAAUUGAGACCAUUGAAAAUAAUCAAAAAAUAUUCAAAGGGAUAUCUUCUGGUAGAUAUACUUUCUUCCUUGCCGUACGAUCACAUCACUUUAUCUUGGCGAAAACUGCCAGGGAAUGAUUCCUUUCACGCGAUCACAUUGAUAAAUAUCUUACCCUUGUUAAAACUGACACGUUAUCCAACUCUAAACGAUUAUAUUUAUCAAUAUUUCCUGAUGGAACACUCUUAUUACCAAUUGAUAUCUACACUUAUGUUAGGAUUUUACUUGAUUAUAUGGUUCUCUUGCCUGUGUUAUCUCUUGCCGAUAUUGACGUUACAUUUUUACAACAUUCCAUUAACGCAUGCUCUCUUUAUAGUAUUGGAAAAUCUUUUAGCGAGCGGCUACGGUGUCUUCCCUCCGAAAGCCGAUAUUCACGUCAUAUUAAAUACCGUACUGAUGAUAUUGGGUAGAUUCGUCGAGUGUUACAUCAUAAUUAUGUUUCUACACAUAAUGGAAAAUAGCAAAGCAGCGGAAAAUAAAUAUAAUGAGAUAAUUAAUCAGAUAGGAGCAUAUGCGAGACAAAAACAAUUGUCGUUGCAAAUGAAAAAUCGGAUUUUGGAGUACUACAAUCAUCGCUUUAAGAAUAGUUUUUUUCACGAAAAAAAUAUUCUAAACAAUCUUUCAGAACGAUUACGAGAUGAAAUCGCUAUGCAUUCUUGUCGACAGUUGGUCGAAAAUGUGAAACUCUUUAAAAAUAUACCUCAGGACGUUUUAAAGUCUAUCGUUAAAAGUUUGAAAUUUGAAUUGUACUUGCAAAAUGACAUUAUCAUAAGGGCCGGCACACUGGGGAAUUGUAUGUUUUUUUUGUCCACUGGAACUAUCGCCAUUUUGACGGCAACUGGACAAGAGAUAUGCCGUCUGAAUGAUGGCGCUCAUUUUGGAGAAAUAGCACUUUUAGCGCCUGAUCAGAAACGAGUCGCGUCUGUGAUUGCUGUAGAAGUUUGCGAAGUUUAUCGUCUUGAUAGGAAGGACUUUCGAAAAUGCAUUGCCGUUUACUCUGAAUUAUUUUCCAUGAUCGAACGUAUAGCUAUUGAAAGAAUAGAGAAGACUAUGUUAACAGAGGAACAUCAUAAAAGAUUUAUAAUGCAUUCAAGCUUUAUGCACGAUGGAGCAAGAAAGAAGGCAAGAAGAAAAUCGAAGAAACAAUGA
Vespa mandarinia (Asian giant hornet) is the source of this 1623-nucleotide messenger RNA. Its product is annotated as potassium/sodium hyperpolarization-activated cyclic nucleotide-gated channel 1. The record is from RefSeq and is a predicted model, not a curated record. Gene Ontology annotation, cellular component: HCN channel complex. Gene Ontology annotation, biological process: potassium ion transmembrane transport; regulation of membrane depolarization; sodium ion transmembrane transport. Gene Ontology annotation, molecular function: voltage-gated potassium channel activity. Lineage: Eukaryota; Metazoa; Arthropoda; Insecta; Hymenoptera; Vespidae.